Molecule: messenger RNA, 1773 nt
Organism: Fonsecaea multimorphosa CBS 102226
Lineage: Eukaryota; Fungi; Ascomycota; Eurotiomycetes; Chaetothyriales; Herpotrichiellaceae
Exons: 1
Coding region: 1-1773 (590 amino acids)
Source: RefSeq, a predicted model, not a curated record
AUGCCAGUCGAACGACCCUUUGGGGGCGACUUUCUAUUUGUCAACCACAAUGCAGAACAGAUGAAAGCCUUGCCCAAUAGACGGAAAGUCUUCUCCCAUGUUCAGAACCAAUAUCGCAGCUGGAAGCGGCAAGAAGAGAUCCGAGCUCUAAGGGCUUCCAUAAAGGCUCCCUUACCUGACGCCCAGCCGUCCGUGAUUCCCAAGGGGUCUGCGCCGGUGCUCAAUGAUACUUGGCCGUCAUCAAACGUCAAGCAUGCCAGGCGUGUGCAAGGUCCAGGAACGGCGGGCUCUGAUGCCGCGAGCCGGCAACGGGCGUCCACGAAGAUCGCGAUCCGCUCGCUGAUUCACAAUAAGGAGGAUCCAGAACGACCAGACCACAUAGCACCAUUUCAACCACAAUCAGUGAUGACAAUUCUAGGCAAAGGCAACUCGGACCCGUUUGGAGCCUACGCGGUCGAGAUCACCCCGGCCACCAACGACAUGCUGAGCUUCCACCGCGACUUUGUCAUCCCAGCCCUCUACCACACCACCAAGCACAGGUGGAUGACGAGCGCCAGCGCAUGGCGGGACUGGCGAGACUGCAUCGACGGGCUGGGAGACGGGGUCGACGGCCUUGGAGACGAAGGUGCCGGGUCCGGGUUCAUCGCCAGCUGCGCCGCAGAGGCUGCAGUGAUAUCGCUGAACCCGUCCGUCCAGAAGCAAGCCGUCUACUAUCGGGCCAAAAGCAUGGCCGUGCUGCGGAAACGCCUCACCGCCGGCAGCAAGUUCCACCGCGGCCAGCUCUACUGGCACAUCCAUCUUCUCGUGGCGGCCGACGUCCUGAUGGGCGAGCUCAUCGGCACAGCCGCGCACCUCAACAUGCUGCGGUGUUACUUCGACCACGAUGAUGAAAACAAGCUGGGCACCGACUUGCUGUUGUACGUCAUCUACUACGACAUCCACCGCUCCUCAAUGUUCCUUUGCAAGCCCAUAUUCGACGUGGACAAGUGGCUCCCCGAACGGUUGCAGCCGGUGGUUGACGCGGCGAAACCUUACCUCCCAGACCUGUCGGAAGUGAGGGACCGAUUUCUCGACCCGUCAAUCGACGAUGCCAGACUACGAACGCUGUUCAUCGAGCGAAGAGAGAGCCUCGCCGUCUGGCUGUUCCACCAAAAGGGCUCCUCCGAGGAAGAGUCCGGGGGACACACGACCGCGCUGAUGGGCUGGUUACUCGUCCGGGUAUACCUGCACCAGGGGCGGCUUGUGAAUCUGUUCCUACAAGCAAACGCACAGUACUAUGAAACCAUUUCAUCGCCGUCAUCACGCCUCAUGAACUCGAUCCUGUGCCAGGGCUACCUCUCCCUCGCGACGCUGCUGUACAUCCGCGCCAUCUCGUUCAACGCGGCCGUGUGCGGAGUGCGCCUCUUUGACGCCACAGCCACCAUCCUCUCGAACAUGCAGAAGAUGCUCCAGCUCAGCGAGAGACCCGACUCACCGAACUACGAGAGGUACGAGCAUGCCCGUCUCUGGGCGUUGUAUGUGGGCGCCAGCGCGGAAUGGUUCAUGGACAUGAAGCCCGAGGAACUCGAGAGAGGUUGGUUCACCACGCAUUUCGCCGCCAAGGCCAUCAAGCUGGGUGUGGUCGGGUGGGAUGAGGUGAGAAGCGUGCUGAGGGGUUUCCUGUUCACGGAUAUAAUGCAUCCGGAUGGGGAGGAGUGGUUUGCGAGGGUGCUGAGCACGGCGAGGAAGAAAGCCGAGCUGGAUAAACAGCCCAAGACUGAUGCCAAGGUCUGA